AUGGUCCAUCUUCGUGAGAGAAUAGUCAAUGUGAAAAACCGCUCAGCCCUCUUUCAUCAAUCUUUCUACAUCUGGGAUUUAGUCUUGUCUGAAAUGAGACCAUUCGAGAAAUUGCUGCGUGAUUCUUUGCAGGAUGAUGUGUUCUCUUCGUCAGUACUCUUCGCCAAACGUCUUGAUGUUAAUACAAAGACAGGAUCCGAUAUCGUAUCCGAAUGCCUGGGAGGUCCAUCACCAGCAUGGCCUGAACAAGCUCCCGUCGACAAACAAACAGUCUUCACGCUAGCUUCCUGCUCGAAGCUUCCAACCACAGUCGCUGUCCUGCAGCUGGUAGAUAAAAAGCUCCUUACCCUAGACACCGACGUGAGCCCCAUGCUCCCAGCUCUGGGCCGCCAGAAAGUGCUGGCGGGCUGGUGUCCAGACGGCUCACCUAUUCUUAAUGAGCGUCGCAACCCGAUCACCCUCCGCCAUCUCUUGACUCAUUCCGCCGGCACUAGCUAUUACUUCCAAAAUAAGAGCCUUAGACGACUUCGAAGUCUCCAAGGAAGACUCCCGGAAAUUCUGGAGUCUACUAUUGAAGAUCGCUUUGACGACCCGCUCCUAUUCGAACCGGGGGAAGGCUGGGAGUAUGGAUGCGGACUUGAUUGGGCGGGCAAGCUGGUAGAGCAGCUUACUAGGAUGUCGCUGGAAACUUACCUGAGACUACAUGUAUGGGAACCGCUGGGAGCAUCUAGCUUCACCUUCUGGCCACACGCUGAGGGGAGACAUCACAAGGUCGCUAGCCUCACGGAAAGAAAUGAAAAUACCGGGAGACUUGAGGUACACCCCGAAAUCCUGUUCUUGAACCAGGGAGUCGAUACGGAAUGUUUCGGAGGUCAUGGGGGUUAUUGCAGCGGAGGGGACUACAUGCAACUCUUGUUCUCCCUCUUCAGCAAUGAUAGGCGUGUACUCCAGCCCGACUCUGUGGAAUUAAUGUUCCAGGGCAACUUGUCCGAUCCGAGUCGAGCAGCUCUUCAAAAGGGGUUCGAAGGUCGGAAAUUGACCAUCGGCGACUUCUACCGCGGUGAGCUCUACGAUUGGGGAUUGGGAGGGAUGUUGAUCGACGGUCGCCGCUCAGAGGCGCAGUACCCUCGGGGUCAAAAGACUUUGGCGUGGGGUGGUGGAACAAAUCAAUUUUGGUUCAUUGAUCGAAGCAACGGCGUCUGUGGUCUUAUCAUGUCUCACGUCCUCCCACCACAAGACCCUCAGAUCGAGGAAAUCAUCGGCGCAUUUCAGAGACACGUUUACAAGACAGAUCGUGGCCAAGUUUUCCCAAGCUUUUUGUAGUAUGAUUAUGUCAUCGCAAUGCUUCACUUCUGGUCGAUGCUUUUAGCAAGGCGUUGUGAGACUGGACCGGAAUUCCGACACUCAGAAUUCUUCAAGAGACUUCUACGGAAAUCGGCAGGGGUCACAAAACGGCGAAUUCGAACCAUUCCUGGGUUUUCAACAUUGACCUCGUGGUCUGAGCUCAUUAUUCAUU
Colletotrichum godetiae is the source of this 1516-nucleotide messenger RNA. RefSeq names its product beta-lactamase/transpeptidase-like protein. The transcript is spliced from 3 exons. The record is from RefSeq and is a predicted model, not a curated record. Bases 1 to 1323 code for a protein of 440 amino acids. Lineage: Eukaryota; Fungi; Ascomycota; Sordariomycetes; Glomerellales; Glomerellaceae.